AUGCGCGAGUUCUUCAACUACUUUCUCGAGUCCUUCCGGGAUGCGACCGGGUGGAGCCGCGACAAUGGCUAUUCCACCCUCAACGAGACAGCCAAUGAGCUGCUCAACUUCCACUCUCCACGGGGGCUGCGCAUGACCCUCGCCUCGCUCGCUACGCCACACUUCUCGACCUCGUACACCCUCGGCACCAUCGGCGCCGUCGACGGCUCCAUCUCCUACCUCUACUCGUCCGUGCCGCUCUCCAAUGCCGUCGCGCAGUCGGCAUCCAUAUCGCUGCCCACCCUGCUAAGGUCGUUCCGGCAGCUGCAGCCCGGCUUGGCCCCCUCAUCGCCCUAUGCCGCCUCCCUGACCCCCCCGCCGCUCCCGCUCGAGUCCAUCUUCCCGUUUGCGUCCUCUGUCUCUGCAGCAGCAGUAGCAACAACAGAGACAACACCCGCAUCCAGCGACCCUCCUUCUUCGUCACUCCUGUCCAACGACUACCUCGUGCCGGCAGCGGAGCGGCUCGCACACCUCGUGCACGAGGCUCGCCGGCUCGUCGACAAACCCGUCCUGCUCUGCGGACGCCUAUACCUACCGCGGUCCAUGCUGGAGGCCUACAUAUGCAAGCGCCUAGCAACGUCGCUGCAGCUGCAGUUGCGUGCCGUCAGCGAUGCCAAACUGCCCAACGGCGGCACCGUGCUGGGCAUCUUGCAGUACGACUGUGGCACAUACGGGUUGGAGGGUCUGGCAUCGUCUGACGGGGGCUUACUGGGCGUGCGCGGCCUGUACAACUUUGGCGACGGCAAUGGAAGCGGCAGCAGCAGCUACGGAAACAACGGAAAUGGAAGCGGAUCUGGCAGCAACAGCAACGGCAGCGGCGACAGAUCCAGCUCGCACAACCCCGACGACAGCGCCGAGCGUCUCCAUGGCGGCCGCUUCAGCGCAGGCGGCGAGAUUUACUACGGCACGCUGAACAAGUCGGGUGGCAUCUCGCUGGGCGCACGGUUUGCCACGCUGCCGAGCAACAGCGGCACGCCGCUCACAGCCACCAUGACCAUCAAUCCGCUGAUGGGCAACAUCAGCGCCAGCUACGCCGUUGUGGCGCGCGAAUACUGCUCGCUGGCGACCAAGUUCGACUUCAACGUUUACAGCUACGAGAGCGAGUGGGCCGUGGGCAUGGAGCUCUGGAGCAAGCGGCGGCUGGCCGGCCUCGUGGCUGACGAUCUGGAUGUGGAAAGUGACAGUCAGCGUGAGAGAGGAGUAGCAGUUGCUUCGUCGUCGUCCACGGGCACUGCAGCAAUUUACACUGGUGCAGCCACAUCUACAGCUGCAGCCCCAACUACAGCCAUAGCCCCUAUCAAAACAGCCCCUUUCACCAAAGCCCCUUUCAAGACAGCCCCAUCCACAGCUGCAACAGGCUCUAGCAGCGGAAAGGAGGCGUCGCCGAACCAAACACCAAAUCCGGCCCUUCCAGUAUUCCCAGAAAGAAGCUUCCAGGCGAAGCUCGAAUGGCGGCUUGACGACCCCGCCGUCGAGUCGCCCGGCGUCGCUGCCACUGUGGCGAAGCACGACGAUAAGCCGCUUGGCAGGAAAUCUGCUGACGACGAGUACCAGGGGGUCUUGAAGGCGCGUCUCGACCAGAACCUGAAAAUUGGCCUGUUGUGGGAGGGCCGGAUCCAGUCGCUCCUGUUCAGUCUUGGCUCAGUGGUCGAUCUCAACAAACUAGACCAGCCGUUCCGCACGCUGGGCCUGCAAAUACAAUUCUCUUCCUGA
Messenger RNA from Grosmannia clavigera kw1407, 1752 nucleotides. RefSeq names its product mitochondrial protein. The transcript has 2 exons. Gene Ontology annotation, biological process: protein insertion into mitochondrial outer membrane; mitochondrial outer membrane translocase complex assembly; establishment of mitochondrion localization. The record is from RefSeq and is a predicted model, not a curated record. The coding region runs from base 1 to 1752 and encodes 583 amino acids. Gene Ontology annotation, cellular component: ERMES complex; SAM complex. Lineage: Eukaryota; Fungi; Ascomycota; Sordariomycetes; Ophiostomatales; Ophiostomataceae.